AUGCCUCAAUUAGAUCCUUUUAUCAUUUAUACUGUCAAACUAGCCAUGAACUAUCAGUCAGUCGAAGAGCCAGUUGCUCCUGCUGCUCCACAGGAUGAGAAGGCCAUGCUUGUACAACAAGACACCAACAACCCCAUGUUUCCCGAGACAUUAGCCCGUAUCAUGACGAUAAAGACCUUUCCCUUAAAGACAAACGAAAAGGCUCCCAAAUUGCAGCGAGAAAACAUUUUAUCACUGCUUUACCAUGCUGAUGAACAAUGGUUGAAGAGUACAUUGGAGCUAAAGCAAAGUAUCAAGCGAGAGGAGGCCUCACAUCAGUAUGCCGUAAAUCAUGUACACCGACAACAGCGCAUUUUUCUAGAUACAUGUCAUAUUCUGCACAAACACCUCAUGGAUAUACCCAAAAAGUUCAAUGAGCCAAUUUGGUUUGCAGCCCAAGUGUUGCAUCGACAGUGUCAAAUACGUCAUUUGGAGCAGUUUACAAGUCUGUUGAAGCCAUUAGCAUCCGAUGUAUGGAUCGCUAUGGAGCAAUUACGUCGCAUGAUUCAUCGUUUGGUUCAAAAACAACAUCAGCACGCCGCUGCCACAUCAGGUUUCUUGGCCAAGUUCUUUUCCAGCACAGCUGCAUCGACAAGCUUCUACUCAAGCCCAGAAAACCAUCUUUUAUUGCAAUCACUGGUGCCUUAUUUGACAGCUUUCGAGCAACGUUGGUCUACAUUUGAAAAGAGCCUGUACGAAUGCUAUGUCUUGACGGUCUUUGGCAAACAUGAUACUGAGCUACUACAACGCAAUAUCAGCCAUGACAUACCCCUUUCGCCUACACUGUUUAGUGAUGCCUUGACGCAAUUGUUGCCAUUGGCGCUGGAUCGUGCUAUGGAUCGACAGUUACUCGAUGUUGGCGCAAUCCAAACUCUAGAUCCUAUUGCUUUUGUGGCUUUACCGCGUUUGGCAAUUUUAGCAGGUGUAACAUGGUUGGCGCAUGUGACAGGAUGGCGCACAACUACUUGUACUACAAGCAACUUGCCUGUGUGGAUUCAAAUGCAUAAGGAGACUCUAGACCGCAUUGCAGCUGCCUUUACUCAAUUAGAAGUGGCGUUUUUACAAACACCAUCCAAAGAAAAGCAUCAGGACUUUGUUCAACUUUACAAGACACUGGAGAGAGCGUUGGUGGAUGGCUGUGAUGACGACAGGAUUAAACCCAUCUAUGUGGAUAUUUGCAUCGUAGCUGAUUCGGUCUUGUCUAGUCAUCUGGCUCAAUCAUUUACCAUGGUUCUAUGCCAUCUAUUUAAACAUGUUGGAUUACAAUACGAUAUUGAAUUUGAAGAAGAGGAGGAUGCUGUACCCAUUGAGCAGACUCUGUUGGAUUUAGCCAUUUAA
This is a messenger RNA of Mucor velutinosus, 1377 nucleotides long. RefSeq lists its product as uncharacterized. The transcript is spliced from 2 exons. The record is from RefSeq and is a predicted model, not a curated record. Lineage: Eukaryota; Fungi; Mucoromycota; Mucoromycetes; Mucorales; Mucoraceae. Bases 1 to 1377 code for a protein of 458 amino acids.